AUGAGCAACUCUUAUGGAUUUCAAUUCCUUUGUGGAAUUCUUCUCUUAUUCAUGAAGACAAGUCAGAACUCAGCAACUGCAGCAACCAUGCAAGGAAAUGAAACUGAUCUACACACUCUACUUGAUUUCAAGAGUAGGAUAGUUCAUGAUCCAUAUGAUAUUAUGAGUUUGUGGAAUGAUUCCACCCAUCACUGCAACUGGGUCGGAAUUACUUGCAACAACUCCAAUGGAAGAGUCAUGUAUUUGAUCCUAGAAAACAAGGCACUAGCUGGAACUGUUCCACCUUCUAUAGGAAAUCUCACAUUCCUUACAAGACUUAACCUUAGAAAUAGUAGUUUCCAUGGAGAGUUUCCUCAAGAAGUUGGACAUCUACAAUUCCUGCGGCAUCUAAACAUUGGUUACAAUUCUUUUGGUGGUAGUCUUCCAAGUAAUCUAAGUCACUGCAAAGAACUAAGCAUAUUAUCUGCUGGUCAUAACAACUUCACAGGAACAAUUCCACCAUGGAUGGGAAACUCUUCAUCUUUAUCUUUAGUUAACCUUGCUGUGAACAACUUGCAUGGGAGCAUACCAAAUUCACUAAAUGGAAACUACUUGUCUGGAACAAUUCCUCCUUCAAUUUUUAAUAUUUCUUCCUUGCACUUUUUCACUGUUUCUCAAAAUCAUCUUCAUGGUAACAUCCCAUUUGAUGUUGGUUACACUCUUCCUAAACUUGAAACAUUUGCUGGUGGGGUCAACUAUUUCACUGGACCAAUUCCUGUGUCACUGUCAAAUGCAUCGAGACUAAAAAUUCUUGACUUUGCUGAAAAUAAUCUCACUGGCACAAUUCCUAAGAACUUAGGAAGAUUGCCCCAUUUAAUAAGACUCAAUUUUGAUGUUAAUAGACUUGGAACUUGGAAAGCUGGUGAUCUGAAUUUUCUUGCUUCCUUGGUUAAUUGUUCUGCUCUUGAAGUCUUGGGCCUUGCUGAAAAUAGUUUUGGUGGAGAAUUGCCAAGCUCAAUUGCUAAUCUUUCAACCCAAUUAAAUAUACUUACAUUAGGUUCCAAUGCAAUUCAUGGAAGUAUCCCUACUGGGAUUGGGAACCUUGCAAACUUAACUGUUCUAGGAUUGGAAGAGAACAGCCUAAGUAGGUCUGUUCCUGAUUCAAUAGGUAUGCUUCAAAAGUUAGAAAGGUUGGAUUUGAAUGCCAACAAUUUUUUUGGGUUAAUCCCUUCAUCCUUUGGAAACUUGACAAGGUUAACUAUGUUAUUCAUGGAGGAGAACAACUUUGAGGGAAGUAUACCAACAAGUCUAGGAAAAUGCCAAAGCUUGUCGUUGUUAAAUUUUAGCCAUAAUAUGCUCAAUGGAACCAUACCAAGACAAGUCAUUGCCUUGUCUUCUCUUUCAAUUUACUUAGACUUGUCUCAUAAUGCUUUGAUAGGGUCUGUGCCUAUUGAAGUGGGCAAGUUGAUCAAUCUUGAAGAGUUGGACCUCUCAGAGAACAAAUUGUCUGGCAUGAUUCCCUCCUCUCUUGGAAGCUGUAUUAGCUUGGAAUGGCUGCAUUUACAGGGUAAUUUUUUUGAGGGAAACAUACCUUCAACUAUACAGAAUUUGAGAGGUUUACAAGAUAUAGAUAUGUCAAGCAAUAACCUGUUUGGGGAGAUUCCUGAAUUUCUUGGUGAGUUCAAAGUGCUCGAGCAUCUCAAUCUUUCUUACAAUGAUUUUGAGGGAAAAGUACCAUUGAAUGGAAUCUUCAAGAGUGUAACAUCCUUUUCAAUGUAUGGAAAUAGCAAGCUUUGUGGCGGUGUUCCUGAGUUAUAUUUACCUGCAUGCACAAUCAAAAAGUCCUCUUCCCUUGGCCCCAAGGUGGUUAUCCUUGUAGCUAUUGCUCUUGUAUUUCUUCUAUUACUAUCUUGUUUUCUUACAAGCAUUGUAGUAAAGAGAGCAAGAAAGAGAAGCUACAGAUUAGCUAGCACAAAGGGUUUGGUAUUGCCAAUGUCAUACUCAGAACUUGCAGAGUGCACUUGUGGGUUUUCCCAGGAUAACCUUAUUGGCUCAGGAAGUUUUGGUUCUGUGUACAAAGGAACUCUUUCAAGUGAUGGAUCAAGUUUUGCAGUUAAAGUAUUGAAUCUUCAACAAAAAGGAGCUUCAAGGAGUUUCUUUGAUGAAUGCCACGUUUUGAGAAGUAUAAGGCACCGCAACCUUCUCAAGAUUAUAACUGCCAUCUCUAGUGUUGAUUAUCAAGGUAAUGAUUUCAAAGCUUUGGUGUUUGAGUUCAUGCCUAAUGGAAGCCUAGAAGAUUGGUUGCAUCCUAUAGAUAAUACAAAGACACUAACAUUUAUCCAAAGACUGAACAUAGCAAUUGAUGUUGGUUGUGCAUUGGAAUAUCUCCAUCACUUCUGUGAAACUCCAAUUGUUCAUUGUGAUAUAAAGCCAAGUAAUGUACUUCUUGACAAUGAUAUGGUUGCUCAUGUUGGUGACUUUGGAUUAGCUACCUUUCUAUUUGAAGAAUCUAGCAGUUUUUCUAAGCAUUCAACUAUGUCCACUAUCCUAAGGGGUUCUAUUGGAUACAUCCCUCCAGAGUAUGGAAUGGGAGGCCACCCUUCAGCAAUGGGAGAUAUUUACAGUUAUGGGAUACUAUUACUAGAGGUUUUCACAAGAAAAAGACCGACGGAUGAGAAGUUUGAAGGUAGCAUUGGAAUUCAGCAAUUUGCAGCCUUGGCUUUACCAAAUAAUGCCAUGAAUAUAAUUGACCCUUUAUUGCUUUCUGAGCAAGAAUCUGAAGCAAAUAUAGAGGGUUGCUUGGUUCCAGUGUUGCAUUUAGGAGUGUCAUGUUCUACAACUUCACCAAGUGAAAGGAAGCCUAUGACUGUGGUCGUUAACAAACUGCAUGCAAUCAAGAACUCGCUUGGAAAUGGAACUUUUGCUCCUAAAUGUUCUGCCUAUGGUACCAAUAGACCCCCAUUUUGCUUAUCCCCAAAUGACAAGAAAGGUUGCAACUUUCCAUUCCUCAAACUUGUUCCAAACAAGGGCAUUCACACUCUUCAUGCUGUGCCAUCCAAAACUCAGGUGGACUUGGACAGUUUGAUUAACCAAGCUCAAACAAAAGAUGAACCAAGGACUGUUCAUGUCAAGUUUCAGUUGAUUCGCAUUUGCAAUUACGGGGAACACUUUCAAGUGGUUGGUGAUGAUCCUAUGUUUGGUUCAUGGAAUCCUUCUAAAGCAGUUCCAAUGACCUGGUCAGAGGGGCAUAUAUGGACUGUAGAGCAGGAUAUACCUGUUGGAAAGUCAAUCCAAUUCAAGUUCAUCCUGAAAAGGAAGCAAGGUGAUAUUGUAUGGCAGCCCGGCCCAGAUAGAAUUAUCCACACUUGGGAAUCUAUGCACUGUGUCACUGUUUGUGAGGAUUGGGACAAUGCUCAACUUCAGAAAAUAACAGAGGAGAGUCAAAAUGCAUCCUCAAAUGAAGAACCCAAGACUGAAUCAGAAAAGGCAAAUUCGGUUCUUCCUAAAGAGAAGCACAAAUCCAAUGCACCCAAAGUCCUGAAAAACACUUGUUGA
Messenger RNA from Abrus precatorius (Indian licorice), 3534 nucleotides. Its product is annotated as probable LRR receptor-like serine/threonine-protein kinase At3g47570. The record is from RefSeq and is a predicted model, not a curated record. Gene Ontology annotation, molecular function: receptor serine/threonine kinase binding; ATP binding; starch binding. Gene Ontology annotation, biological process: protein phosphorylation. NCBI's taxonomy places the organism in Eukaryota, Viridiplantae, Streptophyta, Magnoliopsida, Fabales, Fabaceae. The transcript is spliced from 7 exons. Bases 1 to 3534 code for a protein of 1177 amino acids.